GAUGGCUUUGGUCAGGGAGAGACGCCAGGGGGCAGGAAGAGCCGGGCUGGUCUCUGGAAAGCGCUGGGAGCUGGGGUGGCGGCUUUGAAAGGGCCACUGUGCCUUGGCACGGGGAGGGGCCAGCAUCGCGUAUGGGGGCCAGGCAGUGGCACUGCGGGAGGAGACGCAGGGCACAGAGAGACCUUCCUGCCAGCAGCAGGCUCCUGAAGGGAUGGGAGUGCGCAGGAAUCCCCUUGGCUUCCCAGCAGCCUGGUCAGGGUGAUGCCCACCCCAGCUGACUGCGCUCCUGGAGACCAGCAGAGACUUUCGCGUCUGAGGAGAGGGCCAGCUAAGCUGGCAUCUGGCUGAGAUGGCUUGGCGCAGGCUUACCCUGGUCAACCUGCUUGGGCUUUGCUUGACCAGCUGCCUUCUGUGCCCUGCUAAGGGCUGUGGCCCGGGCAGGGGGCCGGUAGGACGGAAGCAGUCCAGCCGCAGAAGCCUGGCCCCACUGCAAUACAAGCAGUUUGUGCCCAACGUGGUGGAACAGACCCUGGGGGCCAGUGGCAAAGCCGAGGGCAAAAUCAGCCGCCACUCGGAGCGCUUCAAGAUCCUGGUGCCCAACUACAACCCUGACAUCAUCUUUAAGGAUGAAGAGAAUACAGGUGCUGACCGGUUGAUGACAGAGCGUUGCAAAGAUCGAGUGAAUGCCUUGGCCAUCGCCGUCAUGAAUAUGUGGCCGGGCGUAAGACUGCGAGUGACGGAGGGCUGGGAUGAAGACGGACACCACCUGCCUGACUCUCUACACUAUGAGGGCCGGGCGCUGGACAUCACCACCUCUGACCGUGACAGGGAGAAGUACGGCAUAUUGGCCCGCUUAGCUGUGGAGGCUGGCUUCGACUGGGUGUACUAUGAAUCCAAGGCGCACAUCCAUGUUUCUGUGAAAGCAGAUAACUCCAUGGCUAUUCGUGCAGGCGGCUGCUUCCCUGGCGAUGCGACCGUGACGCUGCAGAGCGGCGAGAAGAGGAGCCUCUCCAAGCUGCGCCACGGAGACUAUGUAUUCAGCGUAGAUCAGAACGGACAAGUGACCCUUAGUGAGGUUCUGCUCUUCCUCCACCGGGAGCCACACCAGCAGACCCUCUUUGUGGCCAUCGAGACAGAAGAACCUGUUCGCCGGCUGCUACUUACAUCCUCUCAUCUCAUCUUCGUUGCACGGGACCCGGUCAACAGCACAAUGGACUUUUCUCCUGUGUUUGCCAGCAGAGUAUGUGUGGGGGACUCCGUUUUGACAUACCAGGGGGGCGACCUUCCCUUGCAUCCUGCCCGAGUUGUCCGUGUUUGGCAGCAAGAGGGCACUGGUGUCUAUGCCCCCUUGACCACUCAUGGCACGAUCCUGGUCAAUGAGGUGCUGGCCUCCUGCUACGCAGUCCUUGAAAGUCACCAUUGGGCUCACUAUGCCUUUGCCCCCUUGCGCUUUGUCUACGGCAUCUUCUCACUGCUGUCCCUGAAGGGGGACUCCAGAAACUGCAGUGCUCAAGAAACAGGCGUGCACUGGUAUUCACAGGUUCUGUAUCAUCUGGCGUGGGACUUGCUGGGCCAGGAUGCACUUCGCCCCUAAGAGGCUGGCUGGGCUGCUUGUUUGCCAGACAAAGUUAAGCUCAUCAAGUCUUUAGACAAAGGGAGACCCCUGAGCAUUUGCUUGGCUCCAUAUCUCCUUGCCCUCCUGGCUGGCUAAUGAUUCUAGAGCUGAGGUCCCUUUAAAGCAUCAACCUUUGCAACAGAGAAACUAGCCUGUGGCCACGUGGGAGUUGGAUUGAGGGAUUAGGUCAACUGAUACCAGUACUCCUGCCGUAGGUUGCAUAUCACAGGCACUGGACUUCCUACAGAUGUGUUUGGGGAGCUUAAAAAUAUCUGAGGCAUGCUGUGUUCUCCUAAAUUUAGCACAAAGUCAAUAAGCCCACUGUCUUAAUUUUAGCAGGUGAAAUGGAUUUCCCAUAGGUGACUUGAUUGACUGGGCUUAUAAAACCAGCAUAAGGUCAGCCAUGCCUGUAAAAAAAAAAUCCCCCUGCAGCUGCCUUAAUGGGAUAAGUCAGGAAAGAGCGAGGUACUGUACAGUAAAAACAAGUGCUGGUCAUUUCUAGAUGACCAGAAGAUAUUUCAACUUCCUCUAGCUUCAGAAAUGUAUCUGAGUAUUUCUGUGCUGUGCAUUAGAAGAAAGGUAACACACAGGUUGGCUUGACCCUUCAAUUUGGGCAGGUGAUAUGGAAACCUGCAAGGCCUGUCUAACUCAGGGCCAGUGGGGCUUUUCCAAGAAGGUCAAGAAACGUGCUGGGGGCCAAAUAUGAAAUAAGAAUGGCUUAUAGCAGAACAUGGGUAGCGUCUGUAUAGCUUGACAUCCCUUUCCUUACUGAGUUUCAGCACUGGAUUCAAGAAAGAAGGAAAAGAGGCAAAUCCAACCUUUUUCAAGGCAAGAUCUCAUAACCAUCCAUGCUGGAAUGAUGAUUGAAUGGUGGUACAGGUCAUCCUCAACUUACAACCAUACGUUUCAUGGCCAUUUGUGGAGUUAAAACGGCAUUGGGAAAAAGUGACAGGCCCGUUUUUUUAACAUGAGUGUUGCAGUAUACCUGUGGUCAUGUGAUCAAAAUUCAGACGCUUGGCAACUGGCAUG
Thamnophis elegans (Western terrestrial garter snake) is the source of this 2644-nucleotide messenger RNA. RefSeq names its product desert hedgehog signaling molecule (gene DHH). NCBI's taxonomy places the organism in Eukaryota, Metazoa, Chordata, Lepidosauria, Squamata, Natricidae. The coding region runs from base 350 to 1594 and encodes 414 amino acids. Gene Ontology annotation, molecular function: calcium ion binding; patched binding. Gene Ontology annotation, biological process: smoothened signaling pathway; multicellular organism development; cell-cell signaling. The record is from RefSeq and is a predicted model, not a curated record. The transcript is spliced from 3 exons.